CAUACACACAGAGAAGCAACUCGAGCCGGUCUUGUAGAGCAGCUCGCUUCACUUGUUAGAUCAAGGAUCGAUUGUUUACGUGUUAUUCAUAGCUUUUCAAUUUCACUUUAAUCUUUUUAAGAUAAUAUUCGCGAGAGAGAUUAUGUCCAGACCGCUCACCAUGAAUCCGGCUUUCCUACCUACGCAAACUAACGGCGUUUUGAAGGCGCUUUUGGAAAAACCGAUGAAACUUAAUUUGCGCCACGACGAAGGCUAUGGGAAGUUGAGAGACAAGACUAAAAGUCUGGAGGACGAAGGGAGCGCUCCACAGUGCUUUCUUGGGCCAACUCUUUGGGAUAAAACGUUGUCUUAUGAUGGGGAUAGCUUUCAGUUGGAGUAUAUGGACCUUGAGGAGUUUCUCACAGAAAAUGGCAUCCCUUCAAGCCCUGUACAACAUGACCAAAGCCAUCCUCGCCAGCAACAGCAGCAGUCUCCCAUUCAACAGGGCUCCAUCUCAGUCAUGGACCUCAGCAGCCGGUCCAUCACCAACAUCCACACGGGUAUGGUCCCUCAGAACUGCCUCCAGAGCCCAAGCAGACCAGUUUUGCCUUCACGUAACACACCAAGUCCAAUAGACCCAGAGACCAUUCAGAUACCAAUGAGCUAUGAGCCCGAUCCAGCAGACCUUGCUCUCUCCAGCGUACCCGGCCAAGAGAUUUUCGACCCACGAAAGCACAAGUUCUCAGAUGAGGAGCUGAAACCUCAACCUAUGAUCAAGAAAGCAUGCAAAGUCUUCAUUCCCAAUGAAUUUAAGGAUGAAAGAUACUGGGCCCGGCGCAGAAAGAAUAACGUGGCCGCCAAGAGGUCACGGGAUGCUCGGCGCCUCAAAGAAAAUCAGAUUGCAAUUCGGGCCGGUUUCCUAGAGAAAGAAAACAUGGCUUUACGUCAGGAAGUCGCCGACCUGCGGAAAGAGCUGGGGUGUUGCAAAAACAUCUUAACAAAAUAUGAAGCUCAGCACAGCCCUCUCUGAGACCCCGGGGCUCAUGCGGUCUCUGCACUAGUGGCCCUUCCAGUCUGAAGGACAAUAUUGUUGGGUAACGGCCUAUUUGACCUGUUUUUCAGCCAGUCCACACCUCAAUCUGUUCUUGGCACCUCAGAAGGCAGAAACAUUUUACCGUGUGUUUAACUAAAAUGUCCUACCUACUAUUCUGUCUUUAUAAAUGCAAACAAACCCAACGUUGUUUGCUGUCCUUUUUUCAUUUAGGAUGUCCUAAUUCUAUUUUUGUGUUAUUUCAUUUCGCUUGUCCAGAAACAUUAAGCCUUGGUUUGUUGUUGUUUAUCAGUUUUCUUCAUUGUGGAAUCAGAGCUAGCAGAUGUCCCGCUACGCCUCCAAAGAUCCAUGAGGUUAUCUACUGUAUGAGAGGGGUACAGUACAUGUGCAUAGCUGCUUUGGGGUUCAGACGUGUUUAGGUUUUGUGUCCCUGUAAUUUAUUCUGUUCUCACAGACAGAACAGAAUGUGACAAGUUUAAAAUAAUUGAAAUAAUGUACGAAAUUCAGGUUUGUUUCUAGUAUUGCGAAAUAAGGACACCGAAAAAAUCGUUAUUAAUCAUGAAUUAUUAAUAAAAUUGUCUGUCACCUUGAUGAUGAAUUAUUCGUUGAAUAGUGGAUUGCAAACUGCAAUCAAAGGAAAGCACAUUGAACAAUUGAACAUUUUGGCACCCUUGCUUAUAAGAUAUAAACAGAUGAGAUGAUGAUAUUGCCUUUUGUAGGUCAGUUGUGAAAUGAAUGUAGAAGUACAGUGUAUUUCAUAUUUAUCGCUUUACUACAGACCAAAUUAUAUGAGUAAGGUUUUAUUGUUAUAUUUCAAGUAAAUGUUUUUACAAAGUUAUUGUUUUUUGUACAGUAUUUUCAUAUGAAUUUUUGAAUAUAUAUAUAUAAUUUGAUGUGUAUAUUUCUAUAUAGACAUCAAACUAUAUGAAUGAAUUGUACGUUUUACAGGUAACUGUACGGGCAUUAUUACAAUACAUUCAGCACACGUGACCGUGAUUUCUUUUUAGAAGAGCCGUUUCUUAGACCGGCACUUUGGGGUUUUGUGCACCAAUAUGGAAACAAAUAUUUAAUUGUUUCACGUUUUCUUUUAUUGUUACAAUUAUAUUGUCAAUACCUUUCAUGCAUUGGUGUACAAUCAUGGAAUAUAAUAUUAUUGUGCUUUAUGCCAAACAUGGCAGAAGAAAGCUAUUCUUGGCUAAAUGGAAUGUUUAUUUGUGUAUUUUAAUAAACAGAAAAGUUUUUUAUAUGAAAUAUGUUAUACUACAGCAUGUUUAAAUAUUAACAUUCGUUCUUUCUGCACAUUAUGAAUUGACUUAAAUUUUCCAAAAUGUUGUCUGCUGUUUUCCUUUUUGGUUCCUUAUUCUCUUUCAAUAACCAAUUUAAUAAAAGCUUUGAAAAGCUUAA
Triplophysa dalaica is the source of this 2434-nucleotide messenger RNA. It is a transcript of the gene hlfb, whose product is annotated as HLF transcription factor, PAR bZIP family member b. The record is from RefSeq and is a predicted model, not a curated record. Gene Ontology annotation, molecular function: RNA polymerase II cis-regulatory region sequence-specific DNA binding; DNA-binding transcription factor activity, RNA polymerase II-specific. Lineage: Eukaryota; Metazoa; Chordata; Actinopteri; Cypriniformes; Nemacheilidae. Gene Ontology annotation, biological process: regulation of transcription by RNA polymerase II. Gene Ontology annotation, cellular component: nucleus.